AUGGCGGUGGCUUCGGAUCGGGAGGGCCGGUGGUCCAAGGAGUGGCUGGCUGCACUACGAGCAAUCUCUUCGUUCUGCCUCCCACACCUUUUCGGCCCCCAAUCAUCGAUUGAGUUGGAAGUGAAGCAGAGUUUCAGGCAGGAGUCCGAUCUCCAUGGGGGCGACCAGAACGGGACUGAUCUCCCUAAGAUCCUCUCCGGCUUUCGCGUUUACGCGGCGAAGGCGGAGACGGUGAGCAAGGUGAUGGACAUGGUGAAGCAGCAGCUGGCGCUGGGCGAGGACGCGGUGCGGACGCCAGAGUCCAAGUUCGCCGAGUUCGGCGCCGACUCGCUGGACACGGUGGAGGAGUUCAAGAUCACGGUGGAGGCCGCCGACCUCAUCGACAAGCUCGUCGACGAGAAACCCGCAGCGUGAUCGUCAGUCCUGCUACCUAGAUGGAGUACGUUGAUAUUGCCGGCAGAUUUUCGUCUUCUUUCUUUCCAGCCUAGCUGGUGUCGUUGUCCCUCAGUCCCCACGUUAAUUCUUCUUUUUGCGAUUUUAAGCUGUAUGUGCUUGUGUGAUUCGAAGAGUUUUUGUUAGGCCUGAUCGACCGAAACAUGCUCCGGA
This is a messenger RNA of Phragmites australis (common reed), 606 nucleotides long. RefSeq lists its product as uncharacterized. NCBI's taxonomy places the organism in Eukaryota, Viridiplantae, Streptophyta, Magnoliopsida, Poales, Poaceae. Gene Ontology annotation, molecular function: acyl carrier activity. The coding region runs from base 1 to 414 and encodes 137 amino acids. Gene Ontology annotation, biological process: fatty acid biosynthetic process. The transcript has 4 exons. The record is from RefSeq and is a predicted model, not a curated record.